GUGUGUGUGUGUGUGUGUGUGUGUUUGUGUACGUUGCUUCCCUUUGUCCCUUUUCUCUUCACAGUGCUCCCACCGGUGUCUGGAAAAACAGUGUCUCCCACCAGAGCACGGAACAUGAAGGAUUUUGAAAAUCAAAUCACCGAGUUAAAGAAAGAAAACUUUAACCUAAAGCUCCGCAUCUAUUUCCUCGAGGAGAGAAUGCAGCAGGAGUUUGAUGGCCCCAUUGAACAUAUCUGUAAAACCAACAUUGAGCUCAAGGUGGAAGUGGAAAGUCUGAAGCGGGAGCUCCAAGAGAGAGAAAAGCUGCUCCUGAAGGCCUCCAAAGCCGUGGAGAGCCUGGCUGAAGGAGGGGGCUCCGAGCUUCAGCGGGUGAAGGAAGAGGCUCAGAGGCAGGUACAGCAGGUGGAGGAGCUCCUGACACAGCGAAUCCGCCUUCUGGAGGAGGAUGUGAAAACCUCCCGAGCAGAACUGGAAAAGGCCCUGGCAGGGACCGAAACGGAGAUGACUCUUCGGAUGAACUUGGAAAACCAGCUGGCAGAGAUGCGGCAGCUGUGCCAGGACGGUCUGGAAAAGGCUCGGGCCGUGGAGGAGAAGGACAGACUGAUUGAGGAGUUGAAGCUGUCUUUGAAGAGCAAAGAAGCCAUAAUCCAGAGCCUUAAAGAAGAGAGAUCUCAGGUGGCAUCGCCUGAGGAGAACGUAGCAUCUGGAGAACUUGGAGGCCUUUCUGCGACUCUGAGGGAAGAAAAGGAGCGAGAAAGUAAGGCCGCACAACACCAGGAGGAGAGACAACACUUGGAAGCGCAGAUUCAGGCACUUGAGGAGGACCUGCGAGAGAAGGAAAGAGAAAUUGUGACAGAAAAGAAAAAUAGUUUCAAGAGGGAUAAAGCCAUUCAGGGCCUAACCGUGGCAUUAAAGUCAAAGGAAAAAGAGGUUGGAGAACUUAGCUCUGAAAUAGAAGAGCUCAAAGCUGCCUUCCACGGAGCCAGGGAGGCUGCCCAGAAAGCUGAGGCCGAGAAACUCCAGGGCUCUGAAGAUUAUGAGGCCGCCCUGUCCGAAAAGACAGCCCUGCUGACUGAGCUGCAAUCGGAAAACCUCAGCAAGAACACUGAGAACCAGAAACUGCGCCGGAGCAUCAAGAAGGUCACCCAGGAGCUGUGCGACCUGCAGCAGGAGAAGCAGAGGCUGGAGGGGGACCUAGAGGCUGCCCUGGGAGAGAAGAGCCAAGGAGACGCCGCCAUUCGUGACCUGAAGAGUGAAGUUGAAAAAUUGCGCCACGAGGCAGAGGAAAGAGAGAAAGCUGCGGAGAAGCGGUACGAGAGCCUUUUGAGCCAGAGUCAGCAGAAGCUGCAGGACCAGGAGCGGGAGCUCAGGCGCCUCACGGAGAAUGCCAGUCAGAGGAGCGUGUUAGUUCAGGAAAAGCAACAAUUAGACUACGAGGAGCUGCUGCAGGUCUUAAAGAAAGAGCUGGACAUCUAUACCCACCUGAUAAAAUCUCUGCAGGACUCAGGCAGUCUCAACAACCUGCAGGCCGAGCUGGGCAGCAUUUCAGCCUUGAGGAAGCAGCUGGAGGCAGACGUGCUUUCCUACCAGAAUUUGAAAAGGACCCUGGAGGAGCAGAUCUGCGAGAUCCGAAGGCGGGAAGAAGAAUCACUUUCCUUUUAUAGUGAUCAAACCUCUUACCUGAGUAUUUGCCUUGAGGAGCACAAUCGGUUUCAAGUGGAGCAUUUUUCUCGAGAAGAACUUAAGAAAAAGGUCAGCGACCUCAUUCAGCUCGUGAAGGAACUCUACGCAGACAACCAACACCUGAAGAAAACCAUUUUAGAUUUCUCCUGUCUGGGUUUUCCAGGCGGCGAAGAGUCCACAGGGCGAACGGAGCUUCUGGCUAGCCAGGAGGACGAGGACACCCUCCGAAGUGGAGAGGACGAUGAGGACCAUCUCCCGAGUGACCAGAACGUGGAGGAGAGCAGCAAGGGACCACAGGACCAUUCCGGAGAGCACUGCCAAAAUGGAUCCUUCCAGCUUGCGGAUUCCACUAUUGUGGACCAUGAGGGUGGCCCAGGAGAACAGAGCCUGGAAGAGAGGGAGCUCCUGAACUUGCUCGGCCCUUUCUUCAGCGAGAAGGCUGCCAUGUUCCUGGAAUCCAGGCCAGAACUUCUUGAACUGCUCUGGGAACUGCUACUGGAACGAAUGUGCGUGAUAGAGCAAGAGGUGCUGGGACAGCGCUCGGACAGCAAGACCGUGAAGGUGCUGAAGCAAAUAGCCACGCGGCUGAAAGACGAACCGGGACACUUCAUCCACGCUGACUCGUUUGCUGAGCCAUACGGCGCGUGCAGGUUGCUCUGCGAAGGCCCACGGCCCAAGGCAAGCGAGGACGCCAAACCCGAGCUCAAAGAUGCCUCUGCGCAGACCGUGACCAUGGAGGGCGACGCUCCCUGCUUCAGGGAGCAUGAGGGCAGGAGAGAGCCCUGGGAAGAGAAGCCGCCCGAUGUCCGGUGCAGUGCUGAGCACCAGCCUGAGCACUUGCAGAAGAUGCAAGGGCGGCAGGAUGCCAAGAAGUCCCGCCUGCCCGUCCCCAUCAAGCCAUCCUGGUCCCUGGGGAGCGUGUCCCAACUCCCUGACACCCAGGCCGUGGAGGCCCAGCUGCAGGGCCAGAUCCUGGAGCUGCAGGCGGAGCUGAAGGAGUUUAAACUCCGCAAUAAGCAACUUCACCACCAGCUAAUUCUGGCAGAAGCCAUGAUGGAGGGGAGGCCCGCUGCAGACCAGGCGCCCCCCAACGGUAAGCACCCGAGGAACAAACUCUACGCCCACCAGCACAUGGAGCGCUGCAACUGCCUGCUGUGCCAGCCCUCUGAGGGAGCAGCGUACCAGGAGCACCUGGGAGAGCAGGACGCGGUGACCGAUGUCUGGACAGACCUGGAGAGGGAUGGCGCUCAGCAAAGGUACAAGAAUGGGCUCAUCUACAAGGAGCAGCUGCAGAACCCAAACAGCAAGAACAGUCUGAUCAAGGAUUUUGUCAUUCUUUUAGCUCCCACACCACCUCUCAAGCCAAUAUGGCUGCGUCUCUGGGGGCUUUAUAGCAGCCGGAGGAAAUACUCUCCGCAGGUCUCUAAGGCAGGGAUGCCAGGCAUCCAGGCAUCGCCUGCACUGGUACCUGGUUCAGACCAGGUGCUGAGUAAUGUGAAGAGGAAAAUGAGCCCCAGCAGGGAAGGACUUGGUGCCUGGUUCGCAGGGAUGGGGUUUCUGAACAAGGCUUUGUUCAGGGUGGUGAAGGGCACCAGAUGCAGCGACAAGAUUUCUAUGUGGUCUUGGAUUGUGGGCACAGUGUUAGGUGCUGGGAAAGCUGGUCAUCAUGCCAGAUUCACCCAGGAGGACGGGCUAAAAGACCUUGAGACUCUCCAGCCCAAAGACCUUCCCCUCUCACUCACAACCGAACCGCCUUCUCUUGACAUUCCGGACCCGACUUCCCCCAGUCCUUCCCCGGAUUGCACAAGCCAACGUACCAUCACUGCCAGAGGCCCCGAGACCCAUCUUCAGCCCGAGGACACCGAUGCCUCCAAUGACACAGCCGUCUUGAAACGGAAAAUCUCUGACUUGGAGACUGAGAACCAGGUCUACCGGGACUUCUUCUCCCAGCUUCAGAAGCGCUCGCAGUGCAGCGAAGCCAUUGUCACAGUCCUGUGUGGGACGGAAGGGGCCCAGGAUGGUGCCCACCAGCUCUCGGGGCGUAGCACUGAGGAGGAAGAAAUGACCUUUCCAAGGCUGCGCCAAGUGCACUAUGUGAAACACAUGAAAAUCCUCCAUCCGCUGGCCUCGGAGAUGACCCAGGACAAAAUGCUAGAGAGCCUCCAGAAGCAGCUGGUGGAGCAGGACUCUGAGCCGCAGAAGGAGCAGAGUUUGAACGUGGAGCUACUCCAUCACCUCCCCCACAAAUUCCGAGAUCUCUCCCCCUCCAGAUACGAUUCGUUAGUUCAGUCCCAAGCCAGGGAGCUCUCCCUUCAACGACAGCAGAUCAAAGAUGGCCGUGGCAUCUGUGUCGUUUGUCGCCAGCACAUGAGCACCAUGAUUAAGGCGUUCCAGGAGUUGCUGCAGGCGAGCGACGUGGAUUACUUCGUGGCCGAGGGUUUCCAGGAGCAGCUGAAUCGAUGUGCUGAGCUGCUGAAGAAAUUGGAAACACUCUUCUUCGGCGGCAAAUCAGCAGAAGUGGAAAUGAGCCCCCAGAAUGAAGAGCUGGAGAGGGUUGAAGGGGACAACGCAACCUACCAGCAUCUCCUGCCGGACUCUUCCGGACCCUCAGUCUCUCACGGUCUGUCUGACUAUGACCUGUCAGAGAAGUCAUCCUCCUCCCGGGACCAGAAGCCAGACAGUGAGACAGAGAAGACUUCGGUGGGGGCCAACAUUCUUUCUCAAGACCUAUUAAUGGAACAUAUACAAGAAAUUCGAAGUUUGAGGAAACGUUUAGAAGAAUCUAUUAAAACAAAUGAGAAGCUACGGAGACAGCUGGAGCGGCAGGGGUCUGAACCAGACCAAGGUGCAGCCAACGUGAUGGCUUACGGUUCAGAGCUGCACAGUUCUCUAACAUCAGAAAUUCAUUUCCUGCGGAAGCAGAACCAAGCUCUCAAUGCCAUGCUUGCGAGAGGAUCCAGAGAUAAACAGAAGGAGAAUGAGAAGUUGCGGGAAUCCCUGUCCAGAAAGACGGCCAACUUCGAGCGCCUUCAGCAAGAAUAUGCCUGGCUGAAGGGCGAGAGGGAACGACUGCAGGGAGAGCUGGCUGAGAGCGAACGGCACAACCAGCAGCUGCUGCAGGAGGCCUGUCACACCCGCAGGGAGCUGUGCAGGGUGCAGGAGGAGGUGGAGUUGAAGCAGCACCUGCUCUCUCAGAAUGACAAACUGCUCCAGGCCCUCCGCGUGGAGCUGAAGGUGUACGAGAAGCUGGACAAGGAGCACGGGAUGCCGAGAGACACCAGAGCUGAGGCGUCUGGAGAAGGCUGGAGGGGGCAGGCCCCCCUCGCCGACCUGCCCAGCCUCCUGGCGGAGAUCCAGGCUCUGCGGGCCCAACUGGAGACGAGCAUCGAGACCAACCGGACGCUGCAGAGCAAGUUGGAGGAGCAGCUAGUGCCGCCGCCCAAGGAGAACCCCCAAGGCCCGGCCCGGCCCAGCCCUGAGCCGCCCCAGCAUUUGGACGAACACGAUGGCGACAUCGAUCCUGGUCCCAUGGCAACUGAUAAUUCCUUCGAUCUGUUUGACUCCAGAAUGGCGAUGCCAUCAAGAUCAGCGUCUGACGCUCCGCCACUCUCUUGCAACGAUGUGGACUCCAUCUCUUGCGACAGUGGCAGCUCUGCCAUCAGCGCCACUUACAAGUCUCCCUCAGUCCCUGAGGGAUGCCCAUGGGCGAGCCCGGAUGGCCGCCAUGUCCUGGGCCUGCUGGAGGACUAUGACACGCUGUGCAAGCAGAUUGGCCAAGGCCAGAAGCUCCUGGUGGAGAUGGAGAUGGACAGUCGGAUCCAAGAGGCUCCCAACCCCAGUGGCCGAGACUUGGGGUCCACAGCUCCACCUCCCGCAGCCACCGACCCUCUCGUCGCCCGCAUGAGCACGGCCAGGCUGGUCCUAGAGAAGGCCACAAAGUUGCUGACGCUCUUCUGGAAGGUCUCACUCCCUGCCAACGGCAGACAGUGCUCACUCCACUGCGAGCAGACUGGGGAAAUGAAGGCCGAGAUCACCAAACUCCAGAAAAAACUCCUUGAGCAAGAGAAGAAGCUGCAAAGCACCAUGAAGCACUUGCAGCUGAGCAAGCACCAGGAGAGAGUCAUCUUUGACCAACUGCUCGUGACUCACAAGAUUCUCCGCAAGGCCAGAGGGAACCUGGAGCUCAGGCCUGGUGGGACCCACGUGGGAACACCCAGCCCCAGCAGACCGGGCUCCUGAGGACGACUCGCUGCCAAUAAAGCCUGUGUCUCCGCUC
Molecule: messenger RNA, 5959 nt
Organism: Suncus etruscus (white-toothed pygmy shrew)
Lineage: Eukaryota; Metazoa; Chordata; Mammalia; Eulipotyphla; Soricidae
Gene: CDK5RAP2
Product: CDK5 regulatory subunit associated protein 2
Exons: 39
Coding region: 115-5922 (1935 amino acids)
Biological process (GO): chromosome segregation; regulation of mitotic cell cycle spindle assembly checkpoint; establishment of mitotic spindle orientation
Cellular component (GO): microtubule organizing center; pericentriolar material; perinuclear region of cytoplasm
Molecular function (GO): protein kinase binding; gamma-tubulin binding; calmodulin binding
Source: RefSeq, a predicted model, not a curated record